GCGGGGAGUCGCGGGUUCGAGUCCCGGCGCGGGGGGAGCGGAGCGGUACCGGGAGCGACACCGGGGGAGUAGCGGGGGCCGGGGGGGGGGAUCGCGGCGGAGCCCCCCACAUGGCUCGGGACAAGGAAAAGCGAAGCUGCGGGCAGAGGUUGGCCGAGUGGCGGGCCUUCGUGUGGGACCCACGGAGCCGCCAGUUCCUGGGCAGAACAGGCACCAGUUGGGGCCUGAUCCUGCUCUUCUACCUGGUGUUCUACGGGUUCCUGGCCGGGCUCUUUGCUCUCACCAUGUGGGUGAUGCUGCAGAGCGUCGACCCCCACGUCCCCAAGUACCAGGACCGGCUCGCCACCCCCGGGAUGAUGAUCCGCCCGCGCACGGAGGGGCUGGACGUCACCUUCAACGUCACCCAGAGCCAGACCUGGCGUCACUACGUCCGCGCCCUGCACCAGUUCCUCGAGCCGUACAACGACAGCGUGCAGGCCGCCCGCAACGCCGCCUGCGUCCCCGGCCGCUACAACGAGCAGCCGGACGACAGCGUCCCCAACUACCCCAAACGCGCCUGUCGCUUCAACCGCUCCCUGCUGGGACCCUGCGCCGGGCUGGCGCCCGCUGACGACUACGGCUACGGCGUCGGCCAGCCCUGCGUCCUCCUCAAGGUCAACCGGGUCAUCAACUUCUUCCCAGGGAGGAACAAGAGCAUCAACGUGAUCUGUGCCGCAAAGCGGGAGGAGGACGCUGCCCUCCUGGGCCCCCUCCAGCUCUUCCCCCCCAACGGCUCCAUCGACCUCAUGUACUUCCCCUACUACGGCAAGAGAGUCCACGUGAACUACACGCAGCCGGUGGUGGCGGUGCAGUUCGCCAACGCCACCGCCAACAUGGAGCACUACAUCGAGUGCCGGCUCAACGCCGCCGGCCUCCGCACCGACGACGAACGCGACAAGUUCGCCGGCCGCGUCGCCUUCCGCCUCCGUAUCAAUCGCGACUGACCUCUCCUGAGCCCCCAACCCCUCCCCCGUAGCCCCCCAAUUCCCUCCCCCCCGCCACCUUCGCCCCUUGAGUCGGGUCUAAUCCCCCCCCCCCCCGACCCUCCAGAUGCUCCUAAUAUAAGAAUAAUAAAUGUACAUAGAUAUUUUUUAUAUUAUAUAUAUAUUAAACGGUGCAGUAGGGCCUUGGCUUCUCCCCUCCCUUCCCUCUCCCCCCAAACGCCCGCGUUUUGCCCCCCCAAAUUUGCCUGUCCUUUGCAUAGGAGUGCCGAUUUGGGGCUCGCUUUGGUGGCGGCUGGGUAGGGUUUUUUUAGGUGUUUUUUGGGGUUUUGUAGGUAGGUUGGGUGAUGUAGGGGGAGGCCAAGAUGGCCACCAGGCUGCCUGUCAAGAUGGCUGCUGUUGGUUGCUGUUGGCUAAGGAGCAAGAUGGCUGCCCUGCAACAGGGUGGCUGUUGUAGAGCAGUGGUUGGGAUCAAAAUGGCUGCCAUUGGUUGUAUAAAUAGCAAGCAAGAUGGCCACUGUUGGUUGUGUGGAUAAGGAGCAAGAUGGCUGCCCUGCAACAGGGUGGCUGUUGUUGAGCAGUGGUUGGGAUCGAGAUGGCUGCCAGGAUGGCUGCCAUUGGUUCUAUAGGUCAAGAGUAAGAUGGGUGCUGUGCCACGGAGCAGGGUCGCUGCUGUUGAGCGUUGGUUGGGUUUAAGAUGGCUGCCAGCCCGCCGAGAUGGCUGCCAUUGGUUGUAUAGGUCAAGAGCAAGAUGGCUGCUGCGCUGAUUGGUAUCGUAAUGGCUGCCAUUGGUUCUGUAGGUAUCGUGGCGGCCGCUGUUGAGUGUUGGUGUGUUCAAGAUGGCCACCAGCCUGCCAAGAUGGCUGCCAUUGGUAGUGUAGAUCGCGAGCAAGAUGGGCGCCAUUCUACAGAACAUGGCGGCUGCCGUUGAGCAUUGGUUGGGGUCAAGAUGGCCACCAAGAUGGCUGCCAUUCAUAGUGUAGAUCAAGAGCGAGAUGGUCGCCAUCCCAAGGAACGUGGCGGCUGCUGUCGCGCGUUGGUUGAGAUCAAGAUGGCUGCCAUUGGUUGUGUAACUCAAGGGCAAGAUGGCCGCCAGACGAGGCAAUGCAGUGGCUGCUGCUGAGCGUCAGUUGCGAUCAAGAUGGCCACCGUUGACUGUGUAGAUAAGGGCCAAGAUGGCCACCAGUACGGUGGCAGAGCAAGGCCGCCAUUGGCUGAGCAGGCCAAGAUGGCCGCCAUUGUGUACUUGAAGGCCAAGAUGGCCGCCAAUGUGAUGGCAGAGCAAGGCUGCCAUUGGCUGAGCAGGCCAAGAUGGCUGCCACUGCCACACCCACAGCACAAGAUGGCGGUAAUGGUAAGCAAUGGUAACCAGGCCCGGCGGCCAUCUUGACUUAUGCCGUUGCCAUGACAACCUGGUGGCCAUCUUGAAUCCCGUUGCCUGUAGAAGGGGCUGGCGGCCAUCUUGACCCGCCAUCUUGAAUCCCGUUGCCUGCAGACAGGGCUGGCGGCCAUCUUGACCCGCCAUCUUGAAUCCCGUUGCCUGUAGAAGGGGCUGGCGGCCAUCUUGACCCGCCAUCUUGGAUCCCAUUGCCUGUAGAAGGGGCUGGCAGCCAUCUUCGCCCGCCAUCUUGAAUCCUGCUGCCUGUAGAAGGGGCUGGCGGCCAUCUCGACCUGCCAUCUUGAACCCCACUGCCUGCAGAAGGGGCUGGCGGCCAUCUUGACCCGCCAUCGUACAUUCCUUGGGCAACCCAGAGCUGUGGUGGGGUCAGCGGCCAUCUUGGCCCCUACUCCAAUCAGCCCUGCAGCCCUCUUGGCCCCUCCGCCCUUGGCAGCCAUUUUGCACCGCCAUUCUAAGGGCAGCUAUCUUGGUAGCCAUCUUGAAGCCCCUCCUGCUCCCCCUACUAACACCCCCCCCCCCCGUGCUGAGUCCUCCCCCCACCCCAGCAGGGUGCCCCCCUCUUUUUGGUGGAGAAUUGAGCGUUUUUUGGGUCCCCGGGAGAUGAUAAUCUGGGGCGGGGGGGGGGGGAGACCAUCCCCUCAGUAUUAAACCUUUGUUUUUUGGUGGAAA
This is a messenger RNA of Aquila chrysaetos chrysaetos, 3048 nucleotides long. It is a transcript of the gene ATP1B2, whose product is annotated as ATPase Na+/K+ transporting subunit beta 2. Gene Ontology annotation, biological process: sodium ion export across plasma membrane; intracellular potassium ion homeostasis; intracellular sodium ion homeostasis. The transcript has 7 exons. Gene Ontology annotation, cellular component: sodium:potassium-exchanging ATPase complex. Lineage: Eukaryota; Metazoa; Chordata; Aves; Accipitriformes; Accipitridae. The record is from RefSeq and is a predicted model, not a curated record. Bases 111 to 983 code for a protein of 290 amino acids. Gene Ontology annotation, molecular function: ATPase activator activity.